Messenger RNA from Lathyrus sativus (Indian pea), 1512 nucleotides. The record is from the annotation of a GenBank genome assembly. NCBI's taxonomy places the organism in Eukaryota, Viridiplantae, Streptophyta, Magnoliopsida, Fabales, Fabaceae.
AUGGCUAUUCCGAUCCCGACUCGUCAGUUAUUCAUUAACGGCGACUGGAAAGCCCCCCUCCUUAACAAACGGAUUCCCGUCAUCAAUCCCGCCACCCAAAACAUCAUUGGUGAUAUCCCUGCCGCUACUAAGGAAGACGUCGACGCCGCCGUCGCCGCCGCUAAAACUGCUCUCACACGUAACAAAGGCGCUGAUUGGGCUACCGCUUCUGGCGCUGUUCGUGCACGCUAUCUACGCGCUAUCGCCGCUAAGGUUACUGAGAAAAAGCCUGAACUAGCGAAGCUUGAAUCUAUCGAUUGUGGAAAACCACUCGAUGAAGCCGCGUGGGACAUCGAUGAUGUUGCUGGUUGCUUUGAGUAUUAUGCUGAUCUUGCUGAAAAAUUGGAUGAUAGACAAAAGUCUCCGGUGUCUCUUCCGAUGGAUACAUUCAAGAGUCAUGUGCUUAGGGAACCUAUUGGUAUUGUUGGAUUGAUAACUCCAUGGAAUUAUCCUAUGUUGAUGGCUACGUGGAAGGUUGCUCCUGCUCUUGCUGCGGGCUGUGCUGCGAUAUUGAAGCCAUCUGAAUUGGCAUCUUUAACCUGCUUGGAGUUGGGCGAAAUAUGCAAAGAAGUAGGCCUUCCUCCAGGUGUGUUGAAUAUUCUCACUGGAUUAGGUCCUGAAGCUGGUGCUCCUUUGGCAACGCAUCCUGAUGUUGACAAGGUUGCUUUUACUGGAAGCUCUGCAACUGGAAGCAAAAUUAUGACAGCUGCAGCUCAGCUAGUCAAGCCUGUUUCACUGGAGCUUGGUGGAAAAAGCCCAUUAGUUGUUUUUGAGGAUGUUGACCUUGAUAAGGCUGCUGAAUGGGCCAUCUUUGGCUGCUUCUGGACAAAUGGUCAGAUAUGCAGUGCAACUUCCCGUCUUAUUGUACAUGAAAGUAUAGCAACAGAAUUUUUGAAUAGGAUUGUGAAAUGGAUCAAAAACAUCAAAAUUUCAGAUCCCUUGGAAGAAGGUUGCAGGCUAGGACCUGUUGUUAGUGAAGGACAGUAUGAAAAAAUAUUGAAGUUUGUCUCAAAUGCUAAAAGCGAGGGUGCAACCAUUUUGACUGGUGGGUCUCGACCAGAGCAUCUAAAGAAAGGAUUCUUUAUUGAACCAACCAUCAUAACCGAUGUGACUACUUCCAUGCAAAUUUGGAGAGAAGAAGUAUUUGGACCUGUCCUCUGUGUAAAAACAUUUAGUACUGAGGAAGAAGCUAUUGAUCUAGCAAAUGACACUGUCUAUGGCUUAGGUGCUGCUGUAAUAUCAAAUGAUCUAGAAAGAUGUGAGCGCGUUACUAAGGCUUUUAAGGCCGGAAUUGUAUGGGUCAAUUGCUCUCAACCAUGCUUCACUCAAGCUCCAUGGGGAGGUGUCAAACGUAGUGGUUUUGGCCGUGAACUAGGAGAAUGGGGACUUGACAAUUACUUGAGCGUGAAGCAAGUGACUCAGUAUAUCUCUGAGGAACCAUGGGGCUGGUACCAGCCUCCUGCAAAACUGUGA